AUGGCAAAGGCAGUCAAUUUACAAAAUCUCGUAAAACAUAUUGUUAAUGGUACGUUGGCGGAAAAACUGUGCCGUAUAUGUUUAUUGCCAAUAAAUGAUCUCUAUGAAGAUAUUUUCACAAAUAUUUGUAAAGAAAACAACGAAUACUGUGUGGCUGAUGUACUUAACACGGUCUGUCAAAUAAAGAUUUCACAUGUAGAUAAUUAUAGAGUAUGUGCAAAUUGUUUUAUUAGUGCCUCUGAAGCUUACAAAUUUUACCUCCUCACUCAGAGAAGUAAUCAAAUUCUAGAAUUCUAUGUGAAUGAAUUGGAAAAUCACGUUAAUUCAAUAGAUUACACGGAGAAUAUGUCUGUAGAGUCUCUCUGCAUACCACUGCCAGUUAUAAUAGUUGAUACUGAUUAUGAUUUUGAUAUAAGUAAAUUUCCAUUCAAAAGUGUUCUUCACGAAAUUCCUAUUGUGCACGGUGGAAAUGUUACAACUGAAAUUAGUGUAGACCGUAUUAAAUCUGAAGACAGUGAUGAAGGAAACAUAGUUAUUGUGAUGGAUGAUGGAGUCCCUGCAUUCUUUAAGCCACAGAGAGACGAAUCGUUACUCACAUUUGACGGAGAGAAAGAUUUGAGCGUAGAUUACGAUAAUGAACCGGAACGGAAAAUUAAGAAGAGGAAAAGGAAACGGGAACCGAUGGAAUAUAAAAUAUGCAGCCGUUGUCCAGUUAGAUAUAGAUUUGUAAGAAAACUUAAAGAACAUAUGAAAGAAGAACACGGUGUCGAUCUUUUUGUUUGUAAGAUCUGCCAAGCCAUAAUAGAGGAUGAACAAGAAUAUAACAAUCAUCUCCAAACACACACAGGUAUACACACAUGUGCUAUCUGCAAUAUGGUGUUUAAGAAACGUAGCACCAUCAUAAAACAUUUUAAAUGGCACGAAGAAAUGAAAACUAAGAGUCAAUCGGACGGACUUCAUAUUUGUGAAUACUGCGGCCUCAUGUUAGUGAGUGAAAAUGAUUUAAAAGAUCACAAAGAUAAGAAACAUGUCAAAAAAUACACAUGCUACUACUGCGGCAAAAUGUAUAAAGGGGAAUUGAGUUUUGAAACUCAUAUUAAGAAACAUGAAGCUAAUAAUGAUUCAAAUAGAAGUUCUGUUAAAGUAAAGCAAGAAUCGAAGAAGAAACGCAAGUACACUUGCCCUACCUGUAAUCGUGACUUUGUUGAUGAGAGAGCUCUGUUGUGGCAUGAGCGACUACACACUAACGAAAGGCCAUAUAUUUGUGAUGUGUGCGGUCGCGGGUUCGUGUCCCUGAACCGUCGCAACCAACACUCUGUAUGCGCGCACACGGCGCCCGCCCGCCGCUGUCCGCUCUGUCCCGCGCUAUUCCACCUCAGAUCGAUGGUCAAUACUCACGUUAAGAAGGUACAUCUUAAAGCCCACAAGCGUCGUAAUCGCACCAGCAAGUAUCAGAAAGUGUUUUGGAAAACUGAACGAGUCCCUAUACAAGAGUUGAGUGUGUCCAUACAAAACGAACUGUUCGAACUACAGGCAACACAAAACCAAAAUGUUCUCACUAAGAAAUGGUAA
Molecule: messenger RNA, 1572 nt
Organism: Danaus chrysippus (African queen)
Lineage: Eukaryota; Metazoa; Arthropoda; Insecta; Lepidoptera; Nymphalidae
Source: the annotation of a GenBank genome assembly